Pochonia chlamydosporia 170 is the source of this 1179-nucleotide messenger RNA. Its product is annotated as class III chitinase. Gene Ontology annotation, cellular component: extracellular region. The record is from RefSeq and is a predicted model, not a curated record. Gene Ontology annotation, molecular function: cellulose binding; chitinase activity. NCBI's taxonomy places the organism in Eukaryota, Fungi, Ascomycota, Sordariomycetes, Hypocreales, Clavicipitaceae. The coding region runs from base 1 to 1179 and encodes 392 amino acids. The transcript has 5 exons. Gene Ontology annotation, biological process: carbohydrate metabolic process.
AUGGCUCCAUUCGUCCUUGCUGCGGCAUCUGUCGCCAGCAUGCUGGCCAUGCUUCCGACCGCCAUGGCCGGUUUCAACCCGGGCUCGGGAAAGAAUGUGGCCGUUUAUUGGGGCCAGAACUCUUACAAUCAAGGCAGCGGCCCGCUAGCCCAACAGCGGCUGAGUUAUUACUGCUCCAACACUAAUGUUGACAUUAUCCCCGUUGCAUUUAUGAAUGGCAUCACUCCUCCCAUUACCAACUUUGCCAACGCAGGCGACAACUGCACCGCUUUCCCCGAUAACGGCAACCUCCUCAACUGCCCCCAGAUUGAGGCCGAUAUCAAGGCUUGUCAGACAACGUACGGAAAGACAAUCAUUUUGUCCCUCGGCGGCGCUACCUAUGGACAGGGUGGUUGGAGCAGCGCAAGUGCCGCGCAAGCAGCUGCCCAGAAUGUCUGGGAUAUGUUUGGCCCGGUGCCCUCUGGAAAGACAGUUGACCGACCUUUCGGAUCAGCCGUUGUUGAUGGUUUUGACUUUGACUUUGAGGCUGCUGCCAACAAUUUGCCCGCCUUUGGACAGAAACUUCGCAGCCUUAUGGAUGCUGCUGGUGGCAAGAAGUUUUAUCUUACUGCUGCGCCGCAAUGCGUUUUUCCUGACGCCGCCGUCGGUGCUGCUCUAAAUGCCGUAUCGUUCGACUUUGUCAUGAUUCAGUUUUACAAUAACUGGUGCGGUGUCUCCAACUUCCAAGAGGGCUCAACAUCUCAAAAUGCCUUCAACUUUGAUGUGUGGGAUAACUGGGCCAAGAACACCAGUCCCAACAAGAAUGUCAAACUUCUCAUUGGUGUUCCUGCUGCUCCUGGUGCCGGCGGAGGUUAUACGAGCGGCUCAAAGCUCAAGGCCGCUAUCAACUGGUCCCAGAAGUACAGCAGCUUCGGCGGUGCAAUGAUGUGGGAUAUGUCUCAACUCUACUCCAACAGCGGUUUCCUGAACGAAAUUAUCUCGGACCUAUCUAGUGGCCCUACCACCACUAUUCCUCCUGGUGGUACUACAACCACCACCUCACCUUCUACUCCUCCCCCUACAGGAACUCUUGUUCCUCAGUGGGGUCAGUGUGGUGGUCAGGGAUAUACCGGCCCUACCCAGUGCCAGCCUCCCUACAAAUGCACCUACGGCGGGCAGUGGUGGUCUUCUUGCCAGUAA